This is a messenger RNA of Zingiber officinale, 1523 nucleotides long. Its product is annotated as mitogen-activated protein kinase kinase 1-like. Lineage: Eukaryota; Viridiplantae; Streptophyta; Magnoliopsida; Zingiberales; Zingiberaceae. The transcript is spliced from 8 exons. Gene Ontology annotation, molecular function: ATP binding; protein serine/threonine kinase activity. The record is from RefSeq and is a predicted model, not a curated record. Gene Ontology annotation, biological process: protein phosphorylation. Gene Ontology annotation, cellular component: cytoplasm. The coding region runs from base 88 to 1146 and encodes 352 amino acids.
AAUUGGAUUUUCAUCUCCCUGCACUGCUCUCUUCCAUCCACGAAAGCCCUAGCAAUUCGGGGAUCGGAAGACUAUAAACCCUAGAUCAUGAGGGGCGCCAAGCAAUUGAAGCAGCUGAAGCUCGAUGUUACCCCCCAGGAAGCCCCCGUCGACAAAUUCCUGACGGCGAGUGGCACGUUCACGGAUGGGGAUUUGCGGUUGAAUCAGAGGGGACUGCGGUUGAUCUCUGAUGAAACUCAAACUAGUCAGCCACCAGAUGUGGAAGAUGUAGAGUUCUCUAGGGAAGAUCUUGAGACCAUUAAAGUCAUAGGGAAGGGAAGUGGAGGAAUUGUUCAACUGGUGCGCCAUAAAUGGCUUGGAACAUUUUAUGCUCUAAAGGGUAUUCAGAUGUGCAUUCAGGAAACAGUUCGUAAACAAAUUGUGCAAGAACUUAAGAUAAAUAAGGCCUCUCAGUGCCCUCACGUUGUUGUUUGUUACCAUUCUUUCUACCACAAUGGUGUUAUUUCUCUAGUACUUGAGUACAUGGACCGUGGGUCACUUGCAGAUGUAAUUAAGCAAGUCAAAACAAUUCUUGAGCCAUAUCUAGCAGUUGUCUGUAAGCAGGUUCUGAAGGGUUUAGUAUAUCUGCAUCAUGAGCGACAUGUAAUUCAUAGGGAUAUAAAGCCAUCAAACUUGUUAGUCAACCAUAAAGGUGAGGUGAAGAUCACAGAUUUUGGAGUAAGUGCAGUGCUUCUCAAUUCCAUGGGUCAGCGUGAUACAUUUGUUGGCACCUAUAACUAUAUGGCGCCUGAACGAAUUAGUGGAACCUCAUAUGACUACAAAAGUGACAUCUGGAGUUUGGGCUUGGUAAUCCUUGAGUCUGCAACUGGCCAUUUUCCUUACACAUCAACAGAGACAGAAGGAUAUUUGAGUUUUUAUGAACUUCUAGAGGCUAUUGUGGAUCAACCACCACCUUCUGCUCCCUCAGAUCAGUUCUCCCCAGAGUUCUGUUCGUUCAUAUCAGCUUGCAUACAGAAAGACCCUAAGCAACGCCUGUCAUCCUUGGAGCUCCUGAGUCAUCCUUUCAUCAAAAAAUUUGAGGACAAGGACAUCGAUCUGGCAAUUCUUGUUGGCAGCUUAGAUCCUCCUGUAAACUUAGCUGAGUGAUGUUAAUGCUAUCAUUUCUAAGUGUUGGUAUGUGUACAAUCCAAAUUGUGACUGGAUUGCUGGGGAAAACUCGUUGUCAACCCAUUCGAUCAAACAGCCUCUUUAUAUGAACCAAAGCGCUGCUUAGAAAACCAGAAUGAUCCGUGGAUCUUGACAUUCUCAAUGGAUUGAAGAUGCCAUACCUAUUGUUAUCAGUCGACAAAUCUCUUUUUCAGGGGACCAAAAGUUCUACUGUAUUUUACAUUUUACCAUGGAAAACUAGCACUUAUCUUUUCAUAAGUUGUACGUAAUAUACGGCUAAAGUAAUACUGGUUGUUCAUGUGCUAUGACUGAUGGAUUCAGAAUAUUUUUCAUGAUCGACUUUUAGUGGUUGUAAA